Molecule: messenger RNA, 2442 nt
Organism: Echinops telfairi (small Madagascar hedgehog)
Lineage: Eukaryota; Metazoa; Chordata; Mammalia; Afrosoricida; Tenrecidae
Gene: SLC28A3
Product: solute carrier family 28 member 3
Exons: 18
Coding region: 1-2100 (699 amino acids)
Biological process (GO): purine nucleoside transmembrane transport; pyrimidine nucleoside transport
Cellular component (GO): membrane
Molecular function (GO): pyrimidine- and adenosine-specific:sodium symporter activity; purine-specific nucleoside:sodium symporter activity
Source: RefSeq, a predicted model, not a curated record
AUGAGCCCAGCGGGCAGAACAACUUUCUUGGAGCUGCAGAGCAUGGAAGCGCGGGGAGCUGAGGGCUACAGCAACACCACUUUCCAGAAUGAGGAAGACAUUCCUGAAGACCAAAACACACCAGGGAAUAAUGCACGAAGGAGCAGAGCUGUGCGAAGGGGAGAUUCUGGAGACCCCAAGCAGGGGGAGGAGUGCAUCAACGUUGAGCAAGAUUCUCCAAAAGACAUAGAGAAUAUAGAAGACAAUGAAGAUGUGCAUCGUAAAGGGUAUCUGGGAAAGAAAUAUGAUGCCGUUUGUGGAAUUUAUAAGAAACACAGAACCACUCUUAAGAAUAUCUUCUGGGGCAUUUUAUUAGCAGGUUACCUGGCAAUGGUGAUUGCAGCUUGUGUGUUGAAUUUUCAUAGAGCCCUUCCUCUCUUUGUGAUCACUGCAUUGGUCAUCUUCUUUCUUGUCUGGGAUUCCUUGAUGGCUAAAUAUGCAGAUCGACUUGAUGAGCUCCUGUCUCCGGGAAGAAGACUUCUGAACCAGCAUUGGUUCUGGCUGAAGUGGGUGAUUUGGAGUUCACUGAUCCUGGCAGUGAUUUUCUGGCUGAUCUUUGACACAGCCAAGUUGGGCCAACAGCAGCUGGUGUCUUUUGGUGGCCUUAUACUGUACAUCCUCCUGGUAUUUGUAUUUUCCAAAUACCCCAACAGAGUGUACUGGAGACCUGUUUUUUGGGGUAUUGGGUUACAGUUCCUUUUGGGGCUCUUAAUUCUGAGAACAAACCCUGGAUUUGUGGCUUUUGAUUGGUUGGGCAAGCAAGUUCAGACAUUCUUAGAGUACUCUGAUGCUGGUGCUUCCUUUGUCUUUGGUGAGAAGUACAAAGAUCACUUCUUUGCAUUCAAGAUCCUGCCGAUUGUGGUUUUCUUCAGCACGGUCAUGUCGAUGCUCUACUACCUCCGACUGAUGCAGUGGAUCAUUAGAAAGGUCGGAUGGCUAAUGCUGGUUACUAUGGGAACAUCUCCUGUUGAAUCUGUUGUUGCUUCUGGCAAUAUAUUUGUUGGACAGACAGAGUCACCACUGCUGGUUCGACCGUAUCUACCAUACAUCACCAAGUCCGAGCUCCAUGCCAUCAUGACUGCUGGAUUUUCCACCAUUGCCGGAAGCGUCUUGGGUGCCUACAUUUCUUUUGGGGUUCCAUCCUCUCAUCUACUGACUGCCUCUGUUAUGUCAGCUCCUGCAUCACUGGCUAUUGCUAAACUCUUUUGGCCAGAGACGGAAACGCCUAAAAUAACCCUCCAGAAUGCCAUGAAAAUGGAAAAUGGUGAGUCAAGGAACCUCCUGGAAGCUGCAACCCAGGGAGCGUCCUCAUCCAUCUCUCUGGUGGCAAAUAUCGCCGUGAACCUGAUUGCCUUCCUGGCCCUGUUGUCAUUUCUGAAUUCAGCCCUCUCCUGGUUUGGAAACAUGUUUGACUACCCACAGCUGAGUUUUGAGAUAAUCUGCUCCUACGUCUUCAUGCCUUUUUCCUUCAUGAUGGGCGUGGACUGGCAAGACAGCUUUAUGGUUGCCAAACUCAUAGGUUAUAAGACUUUCUUCAAUGAAUUUGUGGCUUAUGAGCACCUCUCCAAAUUGAUUCACUUGAGGAAAGAAGCUGGACCCAAAUUUGUGAAUGGACAACUACAAUAUAUGUCAAUUCGUUCUGAGACCAUUGCCACAUAUGCCCUUUGUGGCUUUGCCAAUAUUGGUUCCCUAGGAAUAGCGAUCGGUGGAUUAACAUCCAUGGCUCCUUCCAGAAAACGAGACAUCGCAUCCGGAGCAUUUAGAGCUCUGAUUGCAGGGACCAUCGCGUGCUUCAUGACUGCCUGCAUUGCAGGCAUGCUCUCUAGCACACCUGUGGACAUCACCUGCCAUCACAUUUUCGAGAAGGCCUUCAAUUUCAGCUUACCUCCAAACACAACGGAACUUGUCUCUUGUUGCCAGAGUCUAUUCAACAGCACUAUCAUCAAUCGUCCGGGCAAGGUCAUCCCGGGAGGAAAUUACAGCCUGGUUUCCCUGAAGGGCUGCUGCAAAUUGUUGAAUCCACCAACAUUUGAUUGCAGUUCGGUCCUUAAUUCAUUUUGAGUUCAGCCCCUUCUCCGUGAAACAUCUAAGCACAAACACUGUACUUUCCUGUUGUGAGGAGUGAGAAAGCUGUUCUGCACAGACUGAUAACUCCACCAUGGAAUCUGCUUGAAUUGGAAGGAGAGAAGAAAAACAGGAGCAGCGGAUCCUUCUGCUCUACAGACUACCUCUUCUCCUUCCCUCCUUUCCCACCUUGAUUCUGUUGAAAUUGCACCUGGCCUUAAACUACAAAUCACUUCUGAUUACAGAGAUAAAUGGAGUCUCCCAACAACUGGGCUAAGAUCCAGUUGAUCCUUUCCUGGAGAAAGAGAAUAAACAUUUUGAAGAAAUAAUAUGAGCUAG